AAUUUACCCAUCGGAUGAAGAGGGACGCGUGUGGCUUCCGAUUGAAUGGCACCGUGAAUGGGAGGUGGCGCGAGUAAACCAGCAUCGCUAGCGCUGGAGCAAGACACGUCGACGGCAGCACUGACCGUCGUUACGCCCCUUCCAUCCACGAGCCCCAAGGCAGCGUCGUCGCCGAAAUACCAAGCGCGCCGCCAUUCGCAACGGCCAACGAAUCCGAGUUUCCCAACAAUUCCCCCCAUGGAAGAGCAGGUCGAGUUCUCGUCGAUGAAAGGGCUCCACGAUCGAGGGGGCGUGGCAGUCCACGAUGAAAACGAAAGGGGCUCCGAAGCGGAUAUAUCCCGGGAAGACACGGACUCUGUCCACGACGCGGGGUCGCCGCCGUUUGUGUGGAAGAAGGGGGAGCUGCUCGGCUCGGGCAGCUUUGGCUCGGUGUACCUGGCGCGUAACGAGACGACGGGCGACUUGAUGGCGGUCAAGGAAAUCUCCUAUGCGGAAGAAACGACGGACGAGAUCGCAGCCAUUCAACAAGAAGUCGCGGUGCUGCGAAGUCUAAACCACCCACACAUCGUCACGUACAUUGGGAGCGAGUUUCAUGCGGCGACGAGCACGCUGUACAUCUUUACGGAGUGGGUGCCGGGGGGCAGCUUGGAAGAUAACACCAAGACGUUUGGAUGCUCGGAAUCGGUGGCGCAAAACUACAUGUCCCAAGUGCUCUUAGGCGUGCAGUACCUCCAUUCCCGCCACGUCAUCCACUACGACAUCAAGCCAUCGAACAUUCUGAUCGACCAACACGGGGCAGUCAAGCUCGCCGACUUCGGGGCGUCGCGGCUCUUGAGCGCGAGCUCUAUCGCCAAGUCCAAAUCGAUGCGAGGAACGCCAUACUACAUGGCGCCCGAAGUGAUCAAGCAACAAGCGCACGAUACCAAGGCAGACAUUUGGAGUCUCGGGUGCACCUUGCUCAAGAUGCUGACGGGAGUCCCCCUGUGGAAAGACCUCAAGUUCCAAACCCAAGUGGCGCUGUUUUACCACAUUGCCAACCUGACGAGUCCCCCGCCGCUUCCACCGUGUCUGACCGACUUGUCCAAGUCGUUUGUCCUGGCGUGUUUGCAAAUUCCACCGGACGACCGAUGGAGUGCGGACCAACUUCUCCGCCAUCCAUUCAUCCGGCAGCGCCACGUCGCCCCGCCUUCCCGUCGAUCGUCUACCCACACCACCCAUGCCCGCGCCAGCACGGCAGCACCGUCCACCACCACCAGUUCCUCAAACUAUGCACAGCACCACCGCAAGACUCUCACGUUGGACUUUGAUGCACCAGACGAUGACAUCGAUGAUGGCAGUGACGUGAAAGAGGCAGGACAUGCGAAUGGACCGAAACAUGACAAUAUACCACCACGAGUGUGCAAGACAGCUUUCGCACAUCCAGACAACCAAUCGACGCCCCUGCAGCUGCCGCAUGCAGCCCGAGUCCACCACGGGCCUGGAACUGGCCCAGUGCAGACCAAAUCCCCGAGACCACCAGCCAGUGACGUCGGGAAGGUCGCACAGGACUGCUUGCCGCGCGCUGCCAAACACUCUGCAGCAACUACGUCGCGAAGCACGAGUGAUGAGAAGUUGGACAACCACCAUCAACGCCAUGGAAAGCAUCCAACUCCUCCCAAGACUUCCCGCGGCGAUAGCUCGGAGAAAUUGCCGAGCUUGACGCCACCAAAGAUGAAACUCUCGGAUCCUCACGUACCAACCAUCGCGAUGAACAAACAGGCAGCGCCAUCUGAAAACGGAGCAGACGGUCGAGGCGGAGAUCGCCGGCGGCCAUCUCUGCCUACGGAGUCUCUUGACUGUGAUCUGACCAUUCCUGAAGCAAUGCCGAUACUUGGCCCAUCCAAUUCUCCCGACAAGAUAACAAGACCCAAUGAUCCCCGCAUGUCGAGGCCUUCGGAGAACAGCGCGGCAGACGUGGGGUCUAUUGAGUGUCGCGUUUCGAAGAACGCCUUUGACGACACGCCGAUUCUCACAGACGCUGCGAAGCGAGAGAGAGACUUCGCGGUGGAACGUGAAGAGCAGAAGCGGCGCAUGAAGGAGCAGCGAGAGCGAGAGUGGCGGGAAGAGCAAGAGGCAUACAAGCGAUCUCUUCAGCGAUGACGCACUCGGCGACCAUCCCGACGACUGCCGGCCCAACUGGGCAAAUCUUCAUCGAUGACGACCAUGUGGAACAUGACAUGUCAAAAUUAUUAUCAUUCGCAUCUCUAUGAAACCAAGUUUUGCACCAUUUGAAUAAAAU
Aphanomyces invadans is the source of this 2278-nucleotide messenger RNA. RefSeq names its product STE/STE11 protein kinase. Bases 58 to 2139 code for a protein of 693 amino acids. Gene Ontology annotation, molecular function: ATP binding; protein kinase activity. Gene Ontology annotation, biological process: protein phosphorylation. Lineage: Eukaryota; Oomycota; Saprolegniomycetes; Saprolegniales; Verrucalvaceae. The transcript is spliced from 5 exons. The record is from RefSeq and is a predicted model, not a curated record.